AUGAUUGUUGUUUACUUCAGUUUUAGUCUAUUAACACAUCAAAAUUCCUCUGAAUGUGCACUUGCUGAGCUUGUGUUGGACAAAUAUUCCAGUGUUAACUUCACUGGUGUCGUUUGGGUACCUGGAGCGCAACCAAAUAGUUCGGCGAGUAGGUCCGGGUGGGAGUUUUCUAUGAACCAUAAUUGGAAAAUUAUAUCAAAUGUUAUAUCAUUCCAAAGUUUUGAAAAAAUUAAAUCGCACAGUUUUCACGUAGAACUGUGGAAAACUUGAGAUCAAGUCUUGAUAAUAAUAAUUCUUGAUCCUCAAGAAAUGAUGUAGCAUUUGGUAUGUAUAAUCUUUCAAUUAUGCCGUACUCUUUUCAAAAAAAACAUCGUAUAGAUCAUUUCGCUUUCUUCGAACCACUAAAUGUAUCAUUGACAAUAUUUUUCUUCAUUUUAACUUUUAUCAAAAUCCAUCAAAAUCGUCACAUUUUAUCGGAAACACGAAAAAAAGCCGAGUUAUCCAUCAUAUAUCAGAAUGCGCCAAUUAUUUUGUCUUUCAUUUUUAAAUAUCUCGCAGUGUUGGUGAUUUACUUCAUUCGAGUUGAAAAUGAUGAUCGAGAUAGCUUUUUUUUAUCUUUCAUUUGCAAUAAUUUGACAAAUGUUACUCUAGUUUUUCCAACCGUUUAUACAUUUGCUAAUUUCAAACGACUUCGAAUGGAUUUCUUAAAAUUUUGUUGCUGUUUGAAAUGGAUUACUUUUUGCAAAAGUGGAAAUCGGAUAAGUGAUCAAUCUUUACAAUAUAUGAGCACAACAAGACAUGCGAUGGAUCCUGCUGCUGCUCCACCACCAAAUAAUUGA
Molecule: messenger RNA, 839 nt
Organism: Caenorhabditis angaria
Lineage: Eukaryota; Metazoa; Nematoda; Chromadorea; Rhabditida; Rhabditidae
Source: the annotation of a GenBank genome assembly